Molecule: messenger RNA, 1200 nt
Organism: Scomber japonicus (chub mackerel)
Lineage: Eukaryota; Metazoa; Chordata; Actinopteri; Scombriformes; Scombridae
Gene: c11h3orf38
Product: chromosome 11 C3orf38 homolog
Exons: 4
Coding region: 59-967 (302 amino acids)
Source: RefSeq, a predicted model, not a curated record
AGCAGGACGUGGAUGGCCGCAAAAAGCUGUCUUAAAAAAUUGUGCUUAUGUACGAAAGAUGUCGGGACUGUCACAAACAGAGCGCGCAGGAUGCACAAAGAUACUGAACUUAAUGUCGAAAGAUGACCUGCUUUCACUCAGCGACACUGUCACCAAUAAGAUGAUAGUGGUGGAGAAUAUUACGGAGGCCACGGAGACGAUCCUCUCCUUCACUAAAAAUGCAGAGGAGCUCCUGAGACGAAAGAAGGUUUAUCGUGAAAUCAUAUUCAAGUACCUGGCUAAAGAGGGCGUGCCGAUGCCCCCAAACACCGAGAAACAUCAGCUGGUGAAGAGGACACUGGAGCUAUGGUCGUCUGGGAAGGUGGUUGACGAAAACCGUGCAGGAGACAGGGAUGACACCAGAAAGAGAAAGUCCACAGAGGCACCAUCUGAUUCCAUUGAUGUGAAGACUGCGGCUAGCUUCAACCCACUGGUCCUCGGACAGCAGUUCUGCCAGUGGUUCUUCCAGCUGUUGAACAGUCAGAACCCGUCACUGGGUCAGCAACCUCAGGACUGGGGUCCACAGCACUUCUGGCCAGAUGUGAAGUUACACCUUCUCGCCAGAGCCGGCAGUGAACAGUCAGAAGAGUUCCUGGGUGCCGAACUGGUUAGUCUUCGUCUCCUCGCCUUGACCAAGGAAGAGCGCCUCCUUCUCAGCCCCAACCUGGAGCCUCAUGGCCUUAAGGCGCUGGCGUCCCCCCACGGCCUGGUGCUGGUGGCCGUGGCUGGGACCAUCCACAGAGACACAGCCUGUCUGGGUAUCUUUGAGCAAAUAUUUGGCCUCAUCCGCUCCCCACUGGAGAAGAACAGCUGGAAGAUCAAGUUUGUCAACCUGAAGAUCAGAGGGCAGGAUGCUCUGGGUGGCUCAGAGAUUACAGCGCCCGCCUUGACUUAUAACUCCAGUGAACUGCAGCUUCUCUGCAGGUGAUGUCAUUCAAGAUACUUAAAAAAAACAUUAUUUAUCUGGGAAAGGCUUGACUGGGCAUACGCUGUCUUUACUCGUCACUCUUUUAACAGACCCAUAUACACUGAUGCAGGUUGAUGGGUUUAGAGAUUGGAACUGGCAACUUUACUAGCAGAAAUCAGAAAUCUUUCUUAUUUAAGAUAGGUAGGUGGGCACUCAUGCAUCUGAAUGUACUUGGGUCAUCAUUGAUGUAAAAA